GUGAAAAUUGAUGCUGGCAACACUGCUCCAUUCUGCACACAGUCGCCAUUGGUGCGCGGCGCGAAUCGAAUGUGCUGUUUGAUAACAAACAUCGACAAUGCCCAAGUGUGCGUUCAGCUGCUGCGGCAACCGAAGCGGCGGCGCUAACCCGAAGCCGGGACUCGUCUUCUACCCAUUUCAUACAGUUCCACUACCAGUGCGCGAGCAAUGGGUUAAAAUAGUGGCCAGGGAGAGGUGCAAUCCCAAUUAUAAGCCGAGGAUAAAUAGCGCUAUUUGCUCUGAGCAUUUUGAGGGUUACGAAAAAAGUUCUGCUAUGAGCCUUUAUAGUACAGCUAUACCGACCAUAAACAUUGGUCCCUAUGACGAUACUAUCAUUAUUGAGGAAGAGUGCAUCGGCAAAGAUGCCGAUCUCGUAUGUAUAAUAGAAAAUCAAAUACCACAUUCAUCAGAACAACCAAAGGUUCCACAAAGGAACAUUUAUCAAGAUGACGAUAUUGUUUGUGUGAUUGAAAACCAAAUUCGCACAGAACCAAAGCCGGAAUCCACUAGCGAGCAGGCCAUAGAUAUUGAAGACCAACUGCAAUGGAGUUUGGUCGGAACAAGCAAACAUUUCGACGGUUUGCUAAAUUUGAAAGGCCCACAUAUUCAACCACCACAACAACAAACUUCUUCAGUAGAACAGGAAAGUUAUUUGGACGACGAUGUAAUUAUAGUAGAACACGAAGACAGUGAGACUGAAAGUGAAAAUGAAUUUAAAGAUCAGUCUUCACAACCCCUUAAAAGACCAAGAAAAGUGGAAACCAAAAAAAUAAUAGAAGAAGGGAUUGAACACGAAAACAACAAGGCCAAAAGUGAGACUGAAAAAGAAUUUAAUGAUCAGUAUUCACAAUUUCUUAGGACUUACGAUAAGAAUUUAUACAAUAACAAGCUGAGAAAUACGCGAACCAGUUGGGAUCGAGAUAAAGAUGGACAUAAACUUAGAGAAGCUCUAAUGAAGCCACAAAACUUCACAAUCUCAACGCAAGCUUCAAUAGCAGGGCCAGAACAAUUUGAAACCACAACGAGACAAUCUAAACGACGAUCUCCGAAUAAAUUCGCCACAACAAAACCAAUGCUACCAGCCCAGGAACAAUUAAAAACUACGACGCACCAAUCAAUACCAACAGCUCCGAAUCAAUUUGUAACAACACAACAACCUAUACCAAUGCAAUAUCAACCUACAAAAGCAGCUCUGAAGCAAUUUAAAACUAUAUCGCAACAAUCCAUGGCAACUGCUCCGGAACAAUUUACAGCUAUAACGCAUCAACUUAUACCAACAGAUCCCAAACAAUUCGUAGCAACGACCCAACAACCUAUACCAGUACAAUUAAUAAAAACGUCACAAUUGCCAACACCACAAUUUACAACAACGUCACAAUUGGCAACAACACCACACAUUGCAACAACGCCACAGAUCGCGACACCAGUAUUUGCAACAUCAUCACCUCUAAUGGUGUAUGAUGCAGCAUCGACAAUAAACGGAACCACACAACUAGUUACGUUAGUGCCGUCAAACUUUUCUGUUGGCGGUGUGCGACUUUCGAGCGUAGUUCUAAACGAGAACAAUACUAAAACAUAUUAUUUAAGUAAUGUUUUACCUUCCUCUACGAGACUACUGUUUGAAAGUGAUCCUAUUGGUGAAGGAGUAGUGACACAACAGUGUUUGGCUUUAAAUGAUAAUAGUACAACAAACUUUUUAAUUAAAAGUGAGCAAGACAGUGAACAAUUCCAACCAGUUAUCGUUAAAACUGAAAAUGUUAGUGACUAGUAGAUAAAUGUUAUGUUUAAGUAAAUUAUAUUUGAAUCUGUUGAUCAUUCUGAGCACGGCUGCUGAAAAAGAUAGACAAGAAGCUAAUCACUCUAGCCCUAUUAAUAAUUGUGGCAAAUUCCUUUUUUUAUUAUUUCAUUACUAGCCUUUAACUGCGAUGUCACGUGGUGAUAGAUGAUGAUGCAGUCUGAACUGAUAGCGGCAACCCAUAAUUUUUAAUACCCUUUAUCGGUUUCUACGCGGCAUCACACCGAAACGCUAAAACGCUUGGUGGCAUGGCUUUACCGGUACCUGUACCUGGGGACCUGUUGUCUUUUAAUAUGAUACUAAGAAAAGUUAAACAAAUACCUACAGUGGUUGGCUCCCUUUUAAACAAACAAGCCGAUAAUGAGACUGAUAACAGUGUAGUCAAACCGGCCGGUUAAGGGCUAAAAGCCAUAAAAGUUAAUUAAGUAAAAUAUUCCAAAAAACUAUAACUUGGUACGAGUACGUACACAUUCAAUGGCGAUUGAAAUAAUUUUUGUUUUUAUGCGAGAAGUUCACUUAUAUU
Messenger RNA from Maniola jurtina (meadow brown), 2357 nucleotides. RefSeq lists its product as uncharacterized. Bases 98 to 1807 code for a protein of 569 amino acids. The transcript is spliced from 4 exons. Lineage: Eukaryota; Metazoa; Arthropoda; Insecta; Lepidoptera; Nymphalidae. The record is from RefSeq and is a predicted model, not a curated record.